AUGUAUCUCAAACGGCUGAAGAACUCCUUAUUGAAUUGCAUGCCCCACCACGAAAAUACUGAAGACAACCAGCAUGAAAAUGGAAUGACAUAUGACAACAGCUUGGAAUUAUCGCCCAUGUUAUCAACACCAACCACACCCUCCUCUUCAUCGACAACAACAACACAACCAAACAAAUUCACAUCGGGCACAUACAUCGCUUCACCAUCGGCUUCCAGCAGUACACAAGACAAUCUAAGCUUUGAAGACCAUGUGGCCCUUUGUGAAUCGUCACGAGAGGAUCAUGAUUCUUCGAAUGACAUUACUCUCAAACACAUUCACAUUCAAUGCUACAAGGAUAGGGAAAGCCAAUCUUUCUUUCAUUCCAAUCUCACAUAUCCUAAAACAAUUAAGAUUGAGUGGGUAUUUGACGAUUGUAUUCGUCAACGUUUGAUUCACAAAAUGUUAAAACGGUAUAUUGAUUCACAGGAAAUCAUAGCUUUUUCAGACGUUAGGAUUGUGGCUCGAUACGACAAUUCUGAAUUGGAUUAUGAUCAAUCGAAGGAAAAAAGGGUAUUCACAAUUUCUCAAGAUGCAUGCUCCCUGAUACCUUGCAUUCAAAGGAGAAUAGAACCUUGUAAACCACAGACCAUUGAAUUGCAAAUACCUUUUUGUUUUCACUUUGCGAUUGACUAUCCUGAAGAUUCUCCAUCGAGUCCUGUUGUUUCAACAGGGUCUUCGAGUUCAUACCCAAAAGUGACUCUCGAAGGGUGUGUUGUGUUUUCUUCAGAGGUGUUUCAGCAUUUGAUCAAGUGGUGUGAACAUUACAGCAAGCAUCGAGAAUUUAUACAAAGCGAUUUGGAGGGAAAGGGUAUGGUGUAUUGUAGCAGCAGCGAAUCCUACUUCCGAUCGGUCAUUGGAGAAUGGAAUUGGAACUUUUUAAAUUCAUUGAGCAAGAAUUUGCUGCUUCAAUGUUUAAUAAUGUCCCAUAUCUUGUCCAUUCAUCCCUUGUUGGUGAUGUUCAAAACUAAGAUCAUGUUUGAUGUGAAGCAAAAGUGUCGAGAGAAAAAUGUCACCAUGUUAAGCACUCAACAACAACAACAACCAAUGGGCGGACACCAUACACAAGCUCAAUCGUCUUAUUGGACCAUACCAACCAACACCAAAAUUCAAUUUUUGAACUAUUUUGUACAGGAUUCCCGAAAGGUGAAUGAAAUUUUUCAACCACAUCAUGUAAAUUACCAAAAGCCGUCCCCAACGACAAGAAGAAGAAUCAUUAACCACGUUCGUUCCAAUAGCUAUGACAAAAUCAGAGGUCUCACUGCUGGUAAUAGCAAGUGCAACACGGGAUUAAGGAAUGACUUUUCGUCUGCUUCCACUUCCACCUCCAAUGUUUCAAGUUUCCUGAAUUCAAGCAAUAAUAAGGACGAACAUAUAAUUGCAACGCUAGGAAAUUCAAAAGAUGGGUUCAUUCACUUUCUCAGGAUUAAAUAG
Messenger RNA from Naegleria fowleri, 1473 nucleotides. RefSeq lists its product as uncharacterized. The record is from RefSeq and is a predicted model, not a curated record. NCBI's taxonomy places the organism in Eukaryota, Heterolobosea, Eutetramitea, Acrasida, Naegleriidae. The transcript is spliced from 3 exons. Bases 1 to 1473 code for a protein of 490 amino acids.